This is a messenger RNA of Momordica charantia (bitter melon), 1335 nucleotides long. RefSeq names its product purple acid phosphatase 16 (gene PAP16). Gene Ontology annotation, molecular function: hydrolase activity, acting on ester bonds. The record is from RefSeq and is a predicted model, not a curated record. Gene Ontology annotation, cellular component: cytoplasm. NCBI's taxonomy places the organism in Eukaryota, Viridiplantae, Streptophyta, Magnoliopsida, Cucurbitales, Cucurbitaceae.
UUCCUCACUCUAAAAAAAACACAGUGAUGCACUCUAAGCACACAACACACAGCGCCAAGCACUUGAAAAUAAAAUGAUCCCUAAAUUCAUAACCUUAUCCUUGUUGAUCUGCGCCCUCUUCCGACGGGCGGCGGCGGCGAGGGUCCUCCGGAUGCGGCCAGGCUCGGCGUCGUUCAAGAUCGCUGUUUUUGCAGACCUGCAUUUUGGGGAGGAGGCGUGGAGCGAUUGGGGUCCGAUCCAAGAUGCCAAUUCUACAGUAGUCAUCUCCACUGUCCUCCAUGAUGAAAACCCAGAUUUGGUAGUGUACCUUGGAGAUGUGAUUACAGCCAACAACAUAGCAACGCCAAAUGCUGCAACUUUUUACUGGGAAAUGGCACUCUCUCCCGCUAAAGCCAGGGGAAUCCCGUGGGCCACUGUGUUCGGAAAUCACGACGACGCCCCCUUUUCCUGGCCGCUCCAAUGGUUCUCCUCCGCUGGAAUUCCUCAUCAACAAAAGUAUUGCCGUUUAGAAGGAUCCGCAGGAGGAGGAAGAGGGUGUGAGUUUCGAGGGACACGGCGUUUGGAGCUGAUGAAAAAUGAGGUGGAGAAUAACUCAUUAUCAAGAUCGAGAAGUGGGCCCACAGAUCUGUGGCCCACUAUCUCAAACUACUAUCUCCAGAUCUCACCAUCGGACGGUCUGGAAUUGUCGCCGGUAAUCAACUUGUAUUUCUUAGACUCUGGCGGUGGUUCUUAUCCUGAAGUUAUCUCAAGUUCCCAGGUGGAGUGGUUUCGCCGUACAGCCCAACAAAUCAAUCCUUAUUCCGAGGUUGCAGAGAUAGUUUUCUGGCACAUACCAAGUGGAGCAUACGAGGAGGUAGCUCCAUAUUCUUUGAUAGAAGAGCCUUGUGUUGGUUCAAUUAACAAGGAGAAAGUCGCUGCUCAACAAGCUGAAUUUGGCAUCAUGACACUACUCCAACAAAGGCCUUCUGUCAAGGCAGUGUUUGUAGGACACAACCAUGGGUUGGAUUGGUGCUGUCCCCACAAGAGUAAGAAUAAACUUUGGCUGUGCUUUGCAAGACAUAGUGGCUAUGGUGGUUAUGGAGAUUGGCCAAGAGGAGCAAGGAUCAUCCAAAUCACACACAAACCCUUCUCUCUGAAAUCUUGGAUAAGGAUGGAGGAUGGUCAAUUACAUAGCCAAGUCAUCUUGAGUUCUUAAAAGGGUUCUUAUAAAUAAAGAUUCAGGACACUUGAAUUUAUAAUCUAUAUAAAGAGAGGUAUUAAUUUGUACCUCGUUAUUUUGAGUUGUAUUCAAGCUAAUACAAUACUUGGUUGGCACGUAUCAACUAAUUUUAUGUA